AGCAGGGCCCAGGCACCGGAUCAGCUGGUCCCAGCGCCGUGCUGGGAGGAACCAGUUUGACCCACGCCCUGUGCUGUUGACAAGCUUGAGCCCCGCCGCAUUGGCCCCCCUCGGCCUCAUGACGCACCCGUGGAGCGGAGCGCUGGGCCCGGGACCCGCUGCCGCGCGCCCCGGAGGAGAGGCAAGGGAAAGCGUCUGGGGCUCAUGGAGCCGAUAGAAAGACGGAUUCUCCCCAGCCCUCCGCGCACACUGGGGCAAAGCGAGCGUGAAGCACUGCCUGGAGUGUGUGUGACACAGGCACCCUUGGAUGCAUCUGCAGUGAGCUGUGGCUCUGCGCAGUCUGCCUUCGAGACCCUAAGGCCUGCAGACGACGAGAUGAAAAGAAGCCCGAAAACAGAGGCCUGCGGCUCCUUGAAAACAUUCCCUGCCAUUGCGGAGCUGGAACUGGGGGACUUGAUUGAGAUCUUCCGCUUCGGAUACCAGCACUGGGUCAUCUAUGUGGGAGACGGCUACGUUGUUCACCUGGCCCCCCCCAGUGAGAUACCUGGGGCAGGCUUUGCCAGCCUGAUGUCCACACUGACCAACAAGGCCUUGGUGAAGAAGGAGCGUCUCCUGGAUGUGGUGGGGAGGCACCGCUAUCGGGUCAACAACAAGCAUGACAGGAAGUUCCCCCCGCUGCCUCCGGGGAAGAUCGUGCGGGCCGCCGAGCAGCUGGUGGGCCAGGAGAUGCUUUACAAAGUCACCAGUGAGAACUGCGAGCACUUCGUCACUGAGCUGAGAUAUGGCGUGGCCAGGAGUGACCAGGUGCGGGACGUCCUGGUGGGGGUGAGCGUCGCUGGGCUGGGACUGGCUGCUCUGGGCCUCCUUGGGGUUGCAGUCCAAAGGAGAAGACGCAAGAACCAGUAACGGACUUCAGUGGAUCGGAGGGGUUUGAGGUUUUUUUGGUGUUUUUUUGAUCCAAGCAGAAGAGACUUUGCAGCCGUUUUGGGGGUGUGGUGGGAACUUCGUAUGUGUUGCUCUGUCCCCUCUUUUGGGUGAACACCUUCCCCACCCCCCCUGCCGGCACCAGCACAAGAAUAAAACCAGGAGAUUGGUACAAAGUCA
Molecule: messenger RNA, 1104 nt
Organism: Malaclemys terrapin pileata
Lineage: Eukaryota; Metazoa; Chordata; Testudines; Emydidae
Product: phospholipase A and acyltransferase 3-like
Exons: 6
Coding region: 205-906 (233 amino acids)
Biological process (GO): N-acylphosphatidylethanolamine metabolic process
Cellular component (GO): cytoplasm
Molecular function (GO): A2-type glycerophospholipase activity; glycerophospholipid phospholipase A1 activity
Source: RefSeq, a predicted model, not a curated record